AUGGUGAAGCUGACGGCGGAGCUGAUCGAGCAGGCGGCGCAGUACACCAACGCCGUGCGGGACCGCGAGCUGGACCUGCGGGGAUAUAAAAUCCCUGUCAUCGAGAAUCUGGGUGCCACCUUGGACCAGUUCGAUGCCAUUGAUUUUUCUGACAAUGAAAUCCGGAAGCUGGACGGCUUCCCCCUGCUGAGGAGACUGAAGACCCUCCUGGUGAACAACAACAGGAUAUGCCGCAUCGGCGAGGCGCUGGACCAGGCCCUGCCCUGCCUCACGGAGCUCAUCCUCACCAACAACAGCCUCGUGGAGCUGGGUGACCUGGACCCGCUGGCGUCACUCAAGUCGCUGACUUACCUGAGUAUUCUCAGGAACCCCGUGACCAACAAGAAGCACUACCGCCUGUACGUCAUUUACAAGGUCCCCCAAGUGCGCGUGCUGGACUUCCAGAAGGUGAAGCUCAAGGAGCGUCAGGAAGCAGAGAAAAUGUUCAAGGGCAAGCGGGGUGCACAGCUUGCAAAGGAUAUUGCCAGGAGAAGCAAAACGUUCAACCCAGGAGCGGGUUUGCCCGCUGACAAGAAGAAGGGCGGGCCGCUGCCAGGGGAGGUGGAGGCCAUCAAGAACGCCAUAGCAAACGCGUCGACGCUGGCAGAGGUGGAGCGGCUGAAGGGCCUGCUGCAGUCGGGCCAGAUCCCCGGCAGGGAGCGCCGAGCAGGCCCCGGCCACGACGGGGAGGAGGAGAUGGAGGAAGACACCAUCGCUAACGGCUCCUGA
Pipistrellus nathusii (Nathusius's pipistrelle) is the source of this 768-nucleotide messenger RNA. NCBI's taxonomy places the organism in Eukaryota, Metazoa, Chordata, Mammalia, Chiroptera, Vespertilionidae. The record is from the annotation of a GenBank genome assembly.